UAACUGGUUUUUAGACUAUUAAAAAUUAUUAUUUAAGUUUUGAUGGUCCAACUAAAAUUGACAUAUGUCAUUUAAAUUAUAUGAUUUUUAAUAAAUAUUAAGGAUAAACCUAUAAACUUUGUUAAGAGUUUUUCCUAUAUUUUUUGAAGUAAACGAAUCAUAGAAAUAUAUUCGAAUAUAAAUAUUGGUAUGAAAAGGCAAUAAAUUAUAUGAUAAUAGAAAUUUGAAGAUUUUGAAAAAUUUAGCGUAACAACAUUUAAAACAUUUCGUAUAUAUAGAAAAAAAUGUAAACCCUAUGACUCUUCUCCAAUGAAACUGGUCAUAUUUUUUUCAAAAAUCUUGAAAUCAUGACUACAUAGAGUUAUUUAAAUUAAUAGAUAAACCAUUUUAAGAACUAGAUCUUAACAGCUACACAAUAUAUGUUUUAAGAAAUAAUCUUUUUAACAACAACUAAAAUACAGUUAUAUGUUUCCAUAUAUAUCUACUUCUAUUUACAUAUCAAUAUCUUAUAAUUUCACAUUCACGCUUUCAAACAACCGAACAUCUAAUCUAAAGGUUUAAGUAACGAAUUAUUAAAUGCAGUCUGAGGUAAAAGUUGACUUUGGUGCCUCCUUUUUUUCUGAUAAAAAGAAACGAAAUAUUAAAGAGAGAUACCAGACUGACUAACAAAAACAAUUAAAAAGUGCAAUAAGUAAGAAGUUAAAAAGGAGUGACUAAGCAUUAAGUAAGAAUCUGAUAGAGAGAAGCAGAAGAAGGGCUCAUAUGCUUUGAAACACUGCGCUUCUCUUUCUCUCUCUAUUUAAGUCGUAUCCAUCCAACUUGUUUUCAGUCCCCUAAUCUUUAACGUCUCCUUCGCCAGCGAAUCAUCGUCGUCGAUCUUUACAUGUCAGCUAAUUUCGUCGCAGCAUAUAUAACAAAGUUCUUUUCUUUUUUGUAGCUGAGAUCGUCGAGUUCUUCAGUAUCUUGAUAAGAUCAUAUGGGCCUCGUCUGGAUUGAAAAGAGGUAAUGGGCCAAGAUCAGAGAAGCCCAGCAGUGAGGGAAAUGUCUUUUACGUUUUAGUAUUUAUGUUAUGCUUUGGCUUGUAAACAACUUAUCGAAUUACGAUCAUCAUAAUCAAAACGGGUUCAAUCCCUAUUUCUUCCUCUCUAUCUUCUCUUUUACCUUUGCUCUUCCUCAAUCUUCUCCCCUUUCUGUUCUAUUCAGAUAAGCUCAAUCCUGGGCUUAUCAUUGGUAUCAGAGCUCAAGUUCCUUUGACCUUGAGUUUUAAAAAAAAAAAAAAAAAAAAAAAAUAUGGUUUUCAGUGAGAAGCUCGAGAAGCUACUACAAUCAUUCAAACAGAUGGAUGUGGAUCGGAAACUGCGUGAGGAGCUUCGAAUGGACAGUCAGAGACUGCAUGAGGAGUUCCGUGAGGAGUAUCGGAAGCGGCGGAAGCGGCCGUAUGGUGAAUCUCAUCCUUAUAACGCUUUCAUCCCUAAAAGGUUUGAAGAUCUCAAGCUAAACGGAGGUACCAGGUUCAGAAGGAUUCCGAUCAAGCAAAACUACCACAGAUCUCGAUUUAAGAAACUGGAAAGUAAGUCACCUAGAAGAGCUCUUGAUUCAAAGGGUUGGUUAGAUCUUACGGGGCUUGCGACGUCUCAGAGGAGGUGUGUGAGAGUGAAGACUGUGAGGAUGAAGAAACAAUACCAUCAGAAGAAGAGAAUAGCUCAGGUGAAGCUUGCGCAAGCCUGUAAGAGCUUGGGAAUGUUCCUAGACUCUCCAAGUCUUAGAGAUCCAAAAGACUGUAUGAAGAUCUGUGUGGUUAAAAGGCAGAUUAUCGACACAGGAGUGAGGCGAGAGACUCAUCUCUUCUGGUAUGAGUUUACUUCCCAUGAGCCUACGUAUAUAGAAGGUCAUGUCGAUACGAGGAUAGGAGAUCAAAGUAUCUUCGCUGAGGAUGUUGAAGCGCUAGAACAGGAUGAUUCUGAGGGUGCGAUGGAGUUGUUACAGGACGUAACAUCAAUGGAGUCUGAGUUGGAGGAACCGAGCGAGCAUAAGAGCAGGGAAGAGCUCUCUCGAAGUGGCAAACAAGGUUUUCAUAAGGUUCGGUUCAAAGCUAGACUUCACCGAAGAAGUAAAGCCUCAGCCGAGAAAGUUACAAAAGGUGGAGAACCGUUCAUGAUGGGAAAUUCAGAAUCAUUUCACACUGGAGGAUCAAAAUACACAAGAAGGCUCACGGUCAGAUGGUAUUAUCAUAAAGUCAGGAAGCGUAAAGAGCAUAAACUGGGUUUUCAUACUCAGAAUGAGCAUUUGAUACAUGACAGUAGUCAUGAGUAUCCAACGAGAGUGCCAGGAAAGAACGUUUACGAUGGAAGUUUUCAGAGUCCACAACUGUUACAAUCUCUCAAGAGUUGCAGGAAGAUUUACCAGGUUGCUGAUAGUGGUAAUCUACAGGCCAAAGAAAAUUGGAAGUCACACAGAGGAGCUCAGCUAGAGUUGUCUCUUUUUGGUGGUAAAAUAAAAAGUAAACCCCCCGAAGGUGUUUCAAGUACCAGAAGAGAAGCACUAGAGUAUAAAGUCCCUGUUAGAAAUACUGAUAGGCUUAAUGUGGAGAUGUUGGUUGAAGAUAAGACUAAAAAUUUCAGCUUCUCUAUGUGUUUGAAGAAACAGACCUGGAGGUUAGUGAAGACUUUUUGUGGGAGACAAUGGUCUGAGAUUUGUUUGGCUGUUCGCGUGUGGAAUCCUGGAGUUUAUAGUGAGUUCGUCAAUAAGGUGCAAAACAAUGGAGCUGAUAGAAAUGAGAGUGCGUGGGAUCCAGGAGGCGUAUCAAACUGUAGGAAUGUCAAUGGGAGAACUUGGUUAAACUAUUCUGAAUACUUGGAUUCAACUGAACUGGUUGAGCUGAUGACUUACCAGAAUGGAGCCGGUGCAGAAGAGAUACGAUCCACCAGAUGGUUGCAAAGAGUUCAAGGGGAACCAGGCCCAGCGAUGAUGUUAAAUGAUAACAUUAAACAAGGUCAAGUUCAGUGGCUGUGGCUAACAUCACAACAAAAUGGCGAUAUUAUUUUUGGUUUGGGGAACGCUGAAACUUCAGAGCUGUGUGCGAGAGUGGACGUUUCGGUCAUACAUAGCAAGGGUCAAGACAAAGAAAGGAACGGAAGAACUGAGUUGUACAUCGAGGUCAAGCGUGGGGAUGUUCUUGGCGCUUUAAGAUCACUUGGGAGUCCAUCGACCAUUUCAAGUGGGGGAGCGGAGAUCACAGUUUCAAGUGUUGUCUUAUGGAGCCUUGAGGACAAGGCUGUUCCUCGACCGGGGAGAAAGCUGAUAUAUGGCCAGAAGAUGAUAAAGCGACAACACAGUUACAAGAGGACUUCCUUGCUACCUUCAGAGUUUACACAUGGAAUGUUCCAAUCACAAAGGCCACCAGAGUUGUUAUCCAGCUAUUGUAGGAAGAUGACUAGCGAUACUGAAAUGUUAGAGAGCGUGGAGGUUAUGAGAAAGAAGACUGGAAGAGAUGGUUGCUCAAGAAGGGCGUGGAACAAUGAGAGAUGUGUCAUGAGUUGUGAAAAACGAGUUCAGCUUUUUGGGAUGGAGUUUGAGUUUCUGCCUGCAGUUCUUGAAGCUAAUUUCAUGGCCUUCAUAAACACUAAAGGCGUGAGAGUGAACUUUAGAUGGACUUUCAACUACAUGAAUGAUUGGUUCCAUUCACCGAGACCGCCAGAAACUUGCCGUACGUUAAAGUGGAAUCAGGUAUCACCUCAUCAAAUGUAGGUUCUUAACACAAGGGCAACGGUUACAAGAAUGGCUUAGCUCAUUGCCAACUUGAGGACAAGUCGGAUCUUCAUCGGGGGAGUAUUGAUAAGAUCAUAUGGGCCUCGUCUGGAUUGAAAAGAGGUAAUGGGCCAAGAUCAGAGAAGCCCAGCAGUGAGGGAAAUGUCUUUUACGUUUUAGUAUUUAUGUUAUGCUUUGGCUUGUAAACAACUUAUCGAAUUACGAUCAUCAUAAUCAAAACGGGUUCAAUCCCUAUUUCUUCCUCUC
This is a messenger RNA of Brassica rapa (field mustard), 4014 nucleotides long. RefSeq names its product cation/H(+) antiporter 18. The record is from RefSeq and is a predicted model, not a curated record. Gene Ontology annotation, biological process: regulation of pH; proton transmembrane transport. Gene Ontology annotation, molecular function: antiporter activity. Lineage: Eukaryota; Viridiplantae; Streptophyta; Magnoliopsida; Brassicales; Brassicaceae. Gene Ontology annotation, cellular component: membrane; endomembrane system.